Molecule: messenger RNA, 1176 nt
Organism: Lichtheimia ornata
Lineage: Eukaryota; Fungi; Mucoromycota; Mucoromycetes; Mucorales; Lichtheimiaceae
Exons: 1
Coding region: 1-1176 (391 amino acids)
Source: RefSeq, a predicted model, not a curated record
AUGAAUAUCGUUUUCCAAGACAUGCAAGAGCAUGUAUUAUGCUUUGGCGAUGAUAUCAUCAUAUUCUCUAAAGAUAUGCAUACACAUACAGCACAUGUUGCACAAGCUAUCGAGGACUUAACACAAGUAAAUCUUAUACUCAACCCUGAUAAGUGCCAUUUUGCACAAAAAGCUGUAUAUCUACUGGGUUUUUGUGUUUUGGCUGAGCGCGUUACACUUGAUCGCAGAAAGGUUGCCAAUAUUGCCACAUGGCCAGUGCCUCAAACAGGCAAAGACAUACAACGAUUUUUAGGUGUGGUGAAUUACUUUCGCGAGCACAUACCUAAUAUCUCCUCUAUUACUGCAGCAUUAGAUGGUUUUCGCCAUGCUGGCAACAUUACCCAUUUAUGGACCACUGCCCAUUCCAAUGCCUUUGUCACCCUGCAAGAGAUACUCAAAAGAGCCCCCUUGGUACGAUAUCCAGACCUACGACACCCUUUUUCGGUAGCCACCGACGCCUCAAAUGUGGGCAUAGGCGCUGUGUUGUACCAAGUUAUCAAUGGUGAAACCCACCACAUUGCUUUUAUGGCUAGAGUUCUGUCCAAAUCAGAGCGAAACUAUUCGACAACUAAACGAGAGCUCUUAGCCAUUGUAUACGCGCUUGACAAAUUUCACAAAUACCUUUGGGGCAAUCACUUUACCCUAUAUACAGACCACCGCGCAUUAACUUAUCUCCACACGCAACGUGUUGCGAACCCAAUGAUGAUCAAUUGGCUUGAUCUCCUCUUACAAUACAAUUUUGAUAUCAUACAUCUACCUGGCCUUGACAACAUACUCCCAGAUCAAUUGUCUCGUCUUUUCCCUUCAGGCAAAGAGCUGGAGGAGGGCAUAGAGAGUAACAUUGUCACAAGAGCCAUUGAUGUACAGAAUGCAGAAGAUGAUUUACAGGAUAUGAUUCAACCACCAGAAGAAGAAAGGCAGCACAUAUUAGAGCAGCAGCACUUGUUUGGCCAUUUCGGAGCAAAUGCCAUGGUACAAGCGUUGCACAGCAACGGAAUACAUUGGCCCAAUAUAAACAAAGAAGCAGCUGACACAGUUAAGAAAUGCACAGAAUGCCAAAAAUUCAACAUUGUAAAAAAGGAUACCACCCACUUAGACCUAUACAUGCAUUCCUCCCAGCAGACCACUGGGCAAUAA